Molecule: messenger RNA, 2022 nt
Organism: Schistocerca gregaria
Lineage: Eukaryota; Metazoa; Arthropoda; Insecta; Orthoptera; Acrididae
Gene: mtTFB1
Product: mitochondrial dimethyladenosine transferase 1
Exons: 5
Coding region: 902-1975 (357 amino acids)
Biological process (GO): rRNA methylation; transcription initiation at mitochondrial promoter
Cellular component (GO): mitochondrial matrix
Molecular function (GO): mitochondrial transcription factor activity; rRNA (adenine-N6,N6-)-dimethyltransferase activity
Source: RefSeq, a predicted model, not a curated record
ACUACAAUUCCCACAGAUGAUUUGGAUGAAGCAAUACAAAGUGGAUACAAAUUAAUGUGUCAUUUAACAUGUGUAGUGAUGCAUAUCAUCUGUUCUGAACUUUUAAAAAUGCAAGCUUUUUGUUUCCGUAUUAUCAAGUAUAUCUAAUUCAAAUAAUGUUAUUCAUUCACAGUUAAUUGUUUGUGUUUCUACCAUGCCCAGUAGAUUCCAAAAUAAGAAAAUAUAAAGUCAAGCUAGUCUGUUACACAGUAUAAUUAUUGCAAAAAUAAAACUGCGUAAUAACACACCUUAUUUCAGCUGUUUGCUUUCUUUUGUUUUGUAGACACAUUUAGCUUAUUGCUUUGAGGUGAGUUGGCUGCACUGGAUACAUGGUUACACCAGCUGUGAAGUGUGAGUUGGGUUGUGCACCGGUGCGAGUUUGUAUUAAAUAGCAGAUAUUUUUGAAAUGAAUGUGUGUUAUGUCAAGCUUAUUGUAUUCUGUGAAAUGAUUAUUGAAUAAAAUCUCUCUGUGAAGGAGAUGUACUAGUCUCGAGCUUCUUAACAGCAGAGGUACACGCAUCGUUAAAUAUCUUCCAGUGCGCAGUUAUGGAAAAUAAGCAGGAUCCGAAGAAUAAAGAAUUCAUUUCCAAGUCAAUGGCAGAAUAUAUGAAACUAAUAGAAAAACAAAAUCUAGAAAGAGUUCAAAAACUGCAGAAGACAAGAAGAAAUAAUCUUAUUACAGCUGGAAUACUUGGUGCAGCAGUAACAGGAAUUUACUUUUAUUCUAUGUAUUCCGUGAAGCAAGAAACCUUUUUGGAUGAUUUUGAGGAGCCAAAGAAAAUCAGUCAAUAACUCAUUGUAAAUCCUGGUAGUGGGUUUAAUCGCAUGUGAAAUAUUUGUAGGGAAGUUCAUAAACUGAAAGAUGACUGCCGUGAUUUCAAGCUCCCUUCCUAAGACUGCUACGGAAUUGUAUCGUUUACCUCCACUACCGACCAUAAGAGAUUUAUUGAGACUGUAUCGUCUAAGAGCAAUAAAGCAACUGUCCCAGAACUUUUUAAUGGACCAGCGUUUGACUGAUAAAAUUGUACGUGCCGCUGGAAGAAUAAAGAAUGGUCAUGUAUGUGAGAUUGGUCCAGGUCCUGGAGGAAUAACGCGAUCAAUUAUUAACAGAGGUCCAGAAAGAGUCGUGGUGAUUGAAAAAGACAGAAGAUUUGGCCCAUCACUAGAGUUGUUGGCUGAAGCAACUGGUGGAAGAGUGGAAAUAAUCUAUGGUGACAUUCUUAGCGUCAGAAUGGAUAAAUUGUUCCCAGAAGCAACCAAGGUGAUGUGGGAAGAUUCACCACCCAAUAUUCAUUUAAUUGGAAACCUGCCUUUUAAUGUUUCAACACCUCUUAUUAUUAAAUGGCUGCAUGAUAUUUCUGUUAGGGGUAAUGCCUGGUCAUAUGGUCGCACAAGGAUGUUGUUGACGUUUCAAAAGGAGGUUGCAGAACGCAUAACUGCGCCAAUAAUGUCAUCACAGAGAUGCCGACUCUCUAUAAUGUGCCAGAAUUGGUGUGAAGUUCAUCACAAGUUCAAUAUUCCCGGAAAAGCAUUUAUUCCAAAACCAGAUGUUGAUGUUGGUAUAGUUCAUUUUACACCUCUAGUGAGACCUGUAAUUCCGCUACCAUUUUCACUUGUGGAAAAAGUUGUACGAACCAUCUUCAGUUACAGGCAGAAGUACAGUAUUAGAGGUGCAGAAUGCCUCUUUCCAGGCCCAGCACGAGAGAGGCUUGGAAAAGAGAUGUACAUGCUUGCAGAUGUAGAUCCCACCACACGACCAUUCCAACUUACCGUAGAAGAGUUUGGCAGACUCUGCACUGCUUACAAAUGUAUUUGUGAUAAAGAUCCACGACUUUACAAAUAUGAGUCGAGGGCCCAGAAAGACAAGCUUGCAGAAUUUGAGGAACUUUAUAAGUCAGAGGAAAUUGACUUAGAAUUUUCAGCUGAGUCACAGUAAAAUUGUAGAUCGUUUUUAGUAAUAAAAUCGAGGAAAAAGUCCCAAAA